Penicillium cataractarum is the source of this 1629-nucleotide messenger RNA. RefSeq names its product phytoene desaturase family protein. Gene Ontology annotation, molecular function: oxidoreductase activity. The transcript has 4 exons. Bases 1 to 1629 code for a protein of 542 amino acids. Lineage: Eukaryota; Fungi; Ascomycota; Eurotiomycetes; Eurotiales; Aspergillaceae. Gene Ontology annotation, biological process: carotenoid biosynthetic process. The record is from RefSeq and is a predicted model, not a curated record.
AUGGCCCCUCCGAGUGCUAUUGUUGUGGGAGCUGGAGCUGGAGGUAUAGCUACAGCUGCCCGUUUAGCAAAGGCUGGAUACCAGGUCACCGUUGUUGAGAAGAAUGAUUUUCUAGGUGGCAGGUGUUCACUCGUGCAUCAUGAAGACUACAGAUUUGAUCAAGGGCCAUCGCUCUUACUGAUGCCAGAAGUAUUUCAUCAAACAUUCCACGAGCUGGGGACUACCCCAGAAAAAGAGAAUGUCCGAUUACUUACAUGCGAACCCAACUAUCGCAUCUGGUUCUCCGAUAAUGACCAUUUGGAAAUGUCAACCGAUAUCAGCAAGAUGAAGCCUCAAAUAGAGCGCCUCGAAGGCCAGGGUGGCCUCGAGGGUCUAUUCGGAUUCUUGAGAGAGUCUGGUCAACAUUAUGAUCUCUCCAUGGAGCAUGUCCUUUGUAAGGAUUUCCCUAAUAUUUGGGCUAUGCUUCGACCGGGUCUGCUGCUUUCGUUGUUAUCAUUGCAUCCAUUUGAGAGUAUGUAUGGUCGCGUUAAGCGUUAUUUCAAGUCCGAUAAGCUUAGACGGGCUUUUACGUUUGCAAGCAUGUAUCUUGGGAUGAAUCCGUUCGAAGCUCCGGGGACAUAUUCGCUUUUGCAAUAUACUGAGCUUGCACAUGGGAUUCUCUACCCGGAGGGAGGAUUUGUCAAGGUUCUGGAAGCAUUAGCUCGUGUUGGAGAACGGUUCGGUGUGAUAUACCGUAUGGGCACGUCUGUCACUUCCAUCAUCCAGUCUCCAGAUGGCACGGCUCGUGGUGUGCGACUCUCAUCCGGUGAAGAGCUUCUUGCCCAUACCGUCAUCAUCAAUGCCGAUCUAGUCUACGCCUUCAACGAUCUUUUACCACCAACCAGUUACGCUCAAAGCUUGACCAAACGACCGGCGUCUUGUAGCAGUAUCUCCUUCUUUUGGUCCUUCGAUAGAGUCAUCAACGAGCUCUCCGUGCAUAAUGUCUUCUUAGCAGAAGAGUACAAGGAGAGUUUCGACUCUAUUUUCCAUCGCCACCAACUACCAACUGAACCCUCAUUCUACGUCAAUGUCCCCAGUCGAAUUGAUCCUACCGCAGCGCCUGACGGGAAAGAUGCAGUGGUUGUAUUAGUCCCCGUUGGCCAUAUCGUGGACGACCCGUCCAAUCCCCAGGACUGGGAUUCCCUCGUGAAUCGUGCGCGAGAAGCCGUUCUCCAAACCAUUGAAUCUCGAACUGGAGCUAGAGCACUCCGUGAAAGCAUCCUCCGCGAAUCGGUCGAGACACCUACGAGCUGGAAAGCGAAAUUCAAUCUCGAUCGAGGGGCUAUCCUGGGCCUUUCGCAUUCCUUUUUCAACGUUUUGAGUUUCCGGCCAAAUAUUAAGCAUCCCGAUAUUCAGGGUUUGUAUUUCGUGGGAGCGAGUACGCAUCCUGGAGCUGGUGUUCCCGUGGCUCUGAUGAGUGCCAAGGUUGCUAGUGAGAUUAUUCUAGGGAGUUCAUCGAAGAAAGGAGCUGGGGGGUAUACUUGGAUUGUCUGGUGGUUCGUUUUACCGUUGAUUUUUGUAUUUUUGUCGUUCUUUGGGUAUGGAUCUAUGGAUUGGACGAGAGUUCUGCCGUUGGAAGCAAAGUUGUGA